AUGAGUCCGGGUGUGAGCGGAGGGGAUCUGAUGGGUGAAACCCUGCUCAGUUAUUGGGAUCGCGGGCCAAAGACGGUCCUCGACUUGGUUUUAGGAGUCUGUGAACGAAAACUCCACUCUCGGAUCAUGGAUUUGUCUGCGGCAGACCUGCUUCUGGAGCCGGAGCGGAGCAAGGCUUUCCUGUUUUCCAGGAACACAGAGUCUCCUUCCAGUGACACCCAGUUGAACGGAAAGCCAGGCCUCCCCGUGGCCAAAUGCCUGAGCCAGCUGAGCCUGACGGUGCCCGCCCCCCUCUACCAGCGCAGCAGCUGCAGCAGCAGCGAGCUGUCCCUGUCCAGCGCGUGCAGCGAGUUCUCCAGCGGCUCCUACACCUGGAAUGAUGGACGCUCCUGCGGGAAAAUGUCCUCGUUAACAUGGGAGAAGAGGCUGAGUUUAGGUUCGUCGGCCCCCAGUAACAUCUGUGCAACCCCGGAGGAGCAGCCGCCAGCGAGACGCAAGGAGAGCAACAUUCUCGAGGGCCUGAGAAAGCUCCAGAGGAGGAGACAUAGGAGCUCCUCCUGCUCGUCCAAGGUCUCCAAAUCUGGCUACAAGGACUGCAUGAACUCCAACGAGGGCAUUUACUCGCUGGGUGUCAAGGGCAGCAGUAAGGGGGUGUCUAAGCCUACCCCCGUUAGCAGAACUUCCGCUGCGCGGGGGAAGCAGUUCUCGUUCGAUUCCGAUGAUGCCGAUGAUGAGUUGGCUCACUCCAGCAGCAGAGAUAACAUCCCCACCAGGGACAGCUGGGUCCACUGCAAGAGACUCUCGCAUAGCAUCUCAGACAGCCUGUGCAGCUGGGAGGGGACGCAGGAAAAUGGAGCCGGGGGUGACGCCACAUCAGGUCCCGCCGACCCAAAAGGCCCCCCUGAGUGUGACUCCAAAGAGCGUCCGGAGAAGCUUGUGGGUCUCCUAAGCAGUUUUCUCUACGACGGAGGGCGGAGGUCCGCUUUUCACAGACCGUCCUUGCGGCACUUCACUCCUCCAGACCCAGAUUGUUCCAAUCGCCUCCGUGAUGUGGAUGAUCCACGAGAACUCAACCCUGCGUCCAGCGACGCCCGAAUGCCCUGCAGUCAGCCAUUGGAGCAGGCAGAGAGGGAUUUCCAGAGGCUGUCCAGGGAUACCGCCAAGCUCCUCAAACAACAAUAUUUGCGAAGAGACCAGGGUCGCACCCAGUCUGCAGAUGGGAGGCUUAGGCCUUUUAGUCUACUGAAGGAGCCCAAAGAAGCCAAGUGCACCCAGUCUGAGGAGAGCAUAUUGGCUAUAUUUGACGCAGAAGGAGAGGCUAUUGACUUGAAUGCUCAGAGGCUCGAGGUGGGUGCAGUUGUCGGCCACGAUCGGAUUGUUGCCAGUUACAUGGAACAGGUCCAACAUGAGAGGCCAACGAGGCAAAGGGCGUCAAAUACGAGAAACUACUCUGUUCUCGAAUCUCCGGAAAGACCCCCUGAAUACCAGCCUGGGUCCAGCAGACUAAACAGUCGUAGGGGAAGUACGGAGAGGCUGUCGAUGCAGUUUACUCCUCAGAGGAAACUAAUCAAGCCACCAAGCAGUCGGGCUAAUAAAGGCCACUCCAUCCCUCCCAUGAAUGAAGCUGCAGGUUCCAAAUCAAGCGGCUCGAAGAUUCCUGGUCGUAACAAACCUUCGGCGUCCCCACUAAGACUAUCUAAGGGCUGUAACGCCGAUUUAGGCAACAGUGGAAACUCAGGUCCCUCCACUCAGGAGAAAUCCCCCUCUUCUCCUGCUGUGAAAAUGUCCAGGUUCAUCAAGACUCAAGGAACGUGCACGCAAAGUCCAAAGACUGUGAACGCCAAGCUCCCGAGCAGGGCCGAAUGGAGCAAAGGCUCGUCGUCCAGUUCCCCCCAACUCUCAAGGAGGCACCUGGAGUACGGUGACAGUAGUGAGCAGCCGACCCGAGACAAACACUGUGAAGCCAGCAAAACCAAACUCAGGUCUCCUUCUCCUCCCCCUCCCCCUGGCCGCACCACCUCCUUACUUAUCAGACCAAAUUACGAGGGGUCGCCUCAAGCACAUAAAACAGGGGUGGCUCAACCAUCCACGCCGACCACUGUGAGGGGCCCUCCCCCAAGUUACCACAACUCACUGGCACCAAAUAUGCAAGCCACGCUACCCAUUAAGGACAAAGACUGUUUAGAGUUAGAUGCAGGCUACGGGACUGCACUUGCACCUCAGAAGCUGGUAGACAAAACCAGUCAGCACCUUCAAAAGUCCCCUGCCGCGACUCAGACACCGACAAAAGGCACUUCCAAGCGGACAAAAGACUACCUCCCCUCUGCAAACUCAGGGUGCGGCAGAGAACCUGAAAAUGCACCUCGAAGCUCAAAGAAUGUCCCCCCUCCUUACAGUGCUCUCAGGGGCCCCUCCCUCCAGAACUCAUUUGCAAACAGGAGAGGCCAGGCUGGUGACAAUGUCCACCAGUCAGUGCAGAAGGCCUCGGUCAGCUUACCCAUAUCGCUUCAGGACAGCCCUCAGUGUCAGACAGACCCACAAAGCGGUCAGUCAGCAGUCAGCCCCCCCACGUCAGCUGUUUUGUCACCUAACCUCGCGGACAAAGCCUCAAAGACUCGCAUCCCAAUGGGUUUUAAAGCCUUUUUAAAGUCUCCCCCGAGUCACAAAAGUAGUUCCUCUGUUGCAGACAAACAAAACAAAGACCAUAUCAACUCUGUCUCGAAGGAGACCGUAACUUUAAACGUUUCCACCCAAUGCGAUGGCCUGCAGGUUGCAUACACUGUCGACUCCCCCAAAGGUGAACCCCACAGUGUACACCAGGAAGAGGGGGGGCAUGCCCCUCAGAUGGCAGAAGAAGGGGAUGCUUGCAAUAAGGGGAAAAGGGGUAGUCAACUUUUCAGUAGGUCCAUAUCUGUUACCACCAAACCUCAUCUAAAGCCGGCUUUAGGAAUGAAUGGGGCCAAAGCUCGUAGCCAGAGUUUCAGCACCAACUACAUAGAGAAACCCAACAUCGGUGGGCCAGAAGGACCCGGAAGAGUAAGAACUCAGAUCAUAACCAACUCAGGUGAACGAGGGAACUCUCUAUCAAGACAGAGUUCUUCAGAGGCAGCCGCCGUUGGACUGGCCGAAAGCCCGAUCCAUUCCCCCAGAGCCAGGCUUAGCCAUUAUGGAGGCAUGACAGGUCCUAGCGGCUUUCAAGAGAAAACUCCCAGACUCGAACCAAAUGGAGAGGGGUCACAGGACGGGUGGAAAGGGGAGGGAGUUGCUUCACCUUCUCGAAAAGAAGCACGCAGUUUGCCCGCGAAGGAAAGAGCUGGUUUGAACAACAUCCGAAAGCCAGAAAAAGUGGCCUCCCAUCCACAGUUUCAGCCUCCGUCCUCUUGCGUCUACAACCUGGAAAGCGCUGCCAGAGAAACGGAGGGCGUGGCGACCACCUCUAAUAACGAGCCGGCCAAAACCAAACUGGACGUACCGAACACACCCCCGGAUGCGGAGGAGAAGAAAAACACCGCAGCGGCAUGCACUAUCGAAGAGAAAGUCAUGAUGGGGAUUGAAGAAAACUUGCAAAAAUGUCAAGAGCAGGAGAAAGUCGCCGCCAGCGAGGCCAAACAGAAAACGGGCCCCUCUCUGGCCAACUGGUUUGGCCUGCGCAAGAGCAAACUUCCAGCUUUGGGCGGCAAAAAGGUGGACUCGCCCAAAGGCAAAGAGGAGAGGAAGGACCUGAAGAUCGGAUCGGUGCUCGGUGGCAAACAGCCCAAGUCGGACAAGAAAAAGGACAAGAAAAAAGAGAGCCAGGAGGCGCAGAACCUGUCUGAGAUGAACAACAAGCUGAGCUCCAUCAUGGACCACUGCAACAACCAGAUGGAGCAGAUCGCCACUCAGAUCCAGUGCACGACUGCGCUCAUCGGCAAGGACCAGUUCGUGAAAGAGUUCCUCGGCAGGACCGCCGUGAAGGCCGGCUCUGUGGCCGGAACGCCGCCCGCCAUCUCCACGCCCAAGAAGCAGACGAAGGGAGACGUGCAGAUCUGCGCGGACACCGCUACCCUUAUAGUGACUCAGAAGAUCAACCUGAAGGCAGAAAAUGAGCAGGGACUGACGGAUACAUCUUGUCAAGACCAUAUGAUAGGCUCCGGCUGUCAGAUGAGAACCCUGGACAGCGGUAUCGGCACCUUCCCCCUCCCUGAUUCUGUAUCCCGGGCCGGCGGACGCCACAUCCCCAAAUCUGAGUCCAGCCCGGACGGGGUGGCCGCAGGCUCCUCCCGGCUCCCCUCUUUCCACCACGACCCCUCACACCCCCAUGUGAAAGUGCCUUCCCCUCCAAAAACCCACCCGCACGCCCCCACCAGCAGCAUAGGUCACUCCCUGUCCGACCCCGCCGUGACCUGCUGUCCGAACGCCCAGGACACCCAGAGCCGACUGCCCAAGCUGGCGUCCUCAGAUGCCAUCAGGACAAAGAGGCUGAGCUUUUGUGCCCAACGCAGCAGCUUCUCACGCUCGACCGAGGACAAAGAGAGAGAAGCGGAGAGGAAGACGAAGAUCCCGGACCUUGAUGCGUGUGGCGAGAGGGCCUUCCAAGUGUGCACGUACUCGGGAAGCAGCAGCGACACCGAGACCGAGCCCGACGGGAGCUCUCUGGCCGACCGAGCCAGGACGGCCGACUCUGCCGAUCAGAACGAGGACACCCUGAAGAGCCGGAGUGCGGAGAAGAAAGCCCUGUCCAUCAUGGACUGCUACCAGCACGACAAGGAGAUGGCCAUGGAAAAGGCGCCCCUGGGUCCCGGCGGCCUGGCAGCUUCCCUGGACAUCUCGCUGGAGUCCCUGAACAGGCUGAACAACGGCGGCCCGUAUGCGUGCGCCGAUCCGGGGGCGCCCAGAGGCGAGCCCCCCCCCGCCUGCUCCGGCUUGGCGGGCAGGCCCGGGGCGGACCCGGCAGGCUCCCUCAGCGACUCGCUGUACGACAGCUUCUCCUCCUGCACCAGUCAAGGCUCCAACGGC
This is a messenger RNA of Menidia menidia (Atlantic silverside), 4995 nucleotides long. NCBI's taxonomy places the organism in Eukaryota, Metazoa, Chordata, Actinopteri, Atheriniformes, Atherinopsidae. The record is from the annotation of a GenBank genome assembly.